UUACCUCCUUUAUCGCGAGAGUUCGUAUGACGUCACACACGUGCACGGAUGUAAAUAUUUACAAGUACAGAACGCAACUGUCAACCGACAAAACUUGUAUAAAAUGCGUCCAAAACAGGCUAAGCCCAAGCACAUCAGGAGAAAAAACAAGUUAUAUUCACCCAGUGCCCUAACGUCUGCAUAUAAACUGGUAAAGGAAGAUGGUGUUUCAGUCAGGAAGGCGGCAGCCCUCACCAGAGUGCCUGAAUCUACUCUUAGAGAUAGAACUUUAGGGAAUGUGCAUCCAGAUACCACUUCUGCUGGAACUGCACCUCUAUUUGAUCAAUUUCAAGAAGUUAAACUUGUAAAUCACUUUAAAAAGAUGGCUGCAUUUGGAUAUGGGUACACCAGACAAGAAUGUGUGGACAUAGCAAGUGAUUUUGCUGUACAGUUGGGUAAACGGCGAAAAGAUAAACCAUUGACAAUGAAAUGGAUGCGUGGUUUUUUAAAGCGUUGGCCCGAACUGAAAGUACUUAAGCCAAAGGGUCUUGAAUUUUCUAGGGCCAAAAUGGCCUCAAAAGAAGUAGUUUUCAACUAUUUUUCUAACCUGAAAUCUACCUUGGAAAAACACAAUUUGGCUAACAAACCCCACCUGAUUUUCAAUGUCGACGAAAAGGGCAUUUCUGUGGAGCAUAAACCACCUUACAUUGUUGCUGGCUCUUCUUAUACUCCAUCAGCUGUCACUUCUGGUAAAGGAAAGACUGUCACCAUUUUGGGUUGUGGGAGUGCUGCAGGACAAGCUAUCCCUCCUUACUUGGUCUUCCCCGGACAGCGCAUGAGAGAAGAACUGUUACACGGAGCUUCUCCUGGAGCUGAUGGCACCAUCAGUGAAUCUGGGUGGUCAAACUCAUCCAUUUUCAGACACUACAUUGAAAAUCAUUUCUUGAAAUUUGCUCCUGGUCAUAAUGGACAGAAGAUUCUUCUUAUACUUGAUGGCCACAAGUCUCAUGUCAGCGUUGGUUUGUCUGAAUGGGCUCUUCAGUAUGGAAUCAUCAUCUUCAUUCUUCCUCCCCACUGCAGCCACAUUUUACAACCAAUGGAUGUUGGAUGUUUUGGACCCUUUCAAAGAAUUUAUGAUGCACAAUGCCACAAACUAAUCAGACAGUCAUCAACAAUCAUUACUCGAUACAAUAUCUGUGAAGUUGCUUGUCAGGUGUACACUAAAGCCCUCUCAUCUGAAAACAUUCAGUCAUCUUUUCGCCGCUCUGGUAUCUACCCUUUCAGUGUUGAUGCAGUUCCAAAGGAGAAGCUAUUGCCAGCUGAAGUUUUUCAGAGUGAGAGUACUGACGCAAUAAAUGAUGCUGACAGCCAAGAAACAGUGGAAGGUGGAAUUAUGGUUGAUCAGUUGAGAACUGAAGAGGACACUAUUACAGACCUAUUUGAAAAGAAAGAAAAUGAUCUGAAGAAGGUCAAAAGUGAACAUAAAAGCAAACAAAGGAAAACAAUGAGUAAAAUAGUGGCUGGAAAAGAAAUUACUGAGGAAAUAGUUGCCAAGAUGACUGAACACGAGAAGAACCAAAAGAAACCUAGCCAAAAUAAGCAUGAUAAACUGAAAAGUAUGAAAAAAGAUAAAGUAAAUGUAAUAGUUUCAGAACCAUUGUCCCCAAAACCUGGUCCUUCACAUAUCAACUUGAUUCCUGAUACUGAUACAGAUGACUCAAUGAUUGAUGAAGAUGAGUUAUGCUGCCAAUGUAAGAGAUACACUCCAGAGGAAGUUUCCAGGAGCAUCUCUAUCAUUUUUGUCAAGUGGGGACGUUGUGAUAAUGUUAUCAGGGGCAAAACAUGCAACCACUGGGUGCAUUUGUCAUACUGCACACCAGUUCGCGUUCUGAGAAGAAGUGAUUCUUUCCUUUGUCCAUGUUGUGACAAGGAAGAAUAAAAAGACACCCACAAUAAACUUGUUUAAAAACUAUGUACAUAGAUAAAACUGUUAAAGUUUACAUAUUUAGUGUUUAAAAGUUUAUUUCAUGUUCUUGAAAGAUUAAAAACUAUUUUGACAAUGGACCAUAAAAACACAUAAUUAAUUUUGAGUGCCUAAUACUAAAACUCAUCAUGAUUUACUUCCCCUGUGUGACGUCACCGGAAUUAGGAUCAUAACAAAAUGGCGGAAGUUUUUGACAGUUCAAUUUGUUAUUAACUUGUAACAUUCAUGCUACAAUCGCAAAUUUGAGGAAAAUUGAUGCAAAAUAUUGGAAAAAGAUUUAUUUAUUCAGGUAGGUGAGCAUUAUUUGUUUACUGUAUAUAUUUUCUGCAUUUCUUUACCAUUAUUUCUUAUCCCCACGGAAUUAGGACCCUCGAG
Messenger RNA from Mercenaria mercenaria, 2338 nucleotides. RefSeq lists its product as uncharacterized. The transcript is spliced from 2 exons. The record is from RefSeq and is a predicted model, not a curated record. Lineage: Eukaryota; Metazoa; Mollusca; Bivalvia; Venerida; Veneridae. Gene Ontology annotation, cellular component: nucleus. The coding region runs from base 104 to 1918 and encodes 604 amino acids. Gene Ontology annotation, molecular function: DNA binding.